This is a messenger RNA of Batrachochytrium dendrobatidis JAM81, 489 nucleotides long. RefSeq names its product iron-sulfur cluster assembly protein CIA2. The record is from RefSeq and is a predicted model, not a curated record. The transcript has 4 exons. Lineage: Eukaryota; Fungi; Chytridiomycota; Chytridiomycetes; Rhizophydiales. Bases 1 to 489 code for a protein of 162 amino acids. Gene Ontology annotation, biological process: iron-sulfur cluster assembly.
AUGCUCAUCAAUGCCAACCCAGUUGUCUAUGACACUCCACAGUCUUCUAGGAACCACCACAGCGAUUUAUUGCAUCCUGAGAAUGACAUGGACUUUGAUGAUUCUAUAGUUGAAACUAUUGACGCUGAAGAGAUAUUUGAGUUGAUUCGGAAUAUUAAUGAUCCAGAACAUCCGCUUACAUUGGAGCAGCUUAAUGUUGCCCGUCAGGAUCUAGUUACUGUCACUAAUAACACAAACUCUAUAUUGGUUCGUUUUACUCCAACCAUUCCACACUGCUCAAUGGCUACAUUGAUUGGUCUUUGCAUUCGGGUCAGGCUGCUUCGUUCUCUCCCUUCAAAAUUCAAGGUUGAUAUUAUUGUCACUGAAGGAACUCAUCAAUCAGAAAUGGCGGUCAACAAACAGCUUAAUGACAAGGAACGAGUAGCUGCAGCACUGGAAAACAAACAUCUUUUGGAAGUUGUUAAUCAGGUAGCGUUUGAAUAUUUGUAA